AUGAUUAAACUAAAUGGUUACAAAUUCGAAACACACGAAAUAGUUACUGAGGAUGGUUAUAAAUCGCUGGCUUUUCGUAUACCGCCAAAAAUUCACGACAACAGAAAGGAGAAACAACCCAUCGUCUUAGACCAUGGUAUUCAGUAUAACAUUCACACCACUGCAGCUUUUGUUUUGGUAAAUGCUGGUUAUGACGUAUGGUUGGUGAAUCAAAGAGAUAGCGGUUACACCACCCAUGUUAAGUACAAAAUGUCAGAUUUCAAAUUUUGGGCCAACAGCCUUGAUACAGUUGCAACUAAAGGAAUUUCAGCAAUUUUAAAUACAGUUGCUACAGCAACUAAUAAAUCAGGAUCUAUUAUUUAUAUUGGUCACUCUAGAGGAGCUACUCUGGCUUUUAUGUACGCCUCUGAGUAUCCCGAGGAAGCCCAAAAAAUUCUGACAGGUGUGGUCGCCCUGGCUCUCAUUAUAUAUUUCGAACCCGUUUUCUAUGUGAAACUACUUUUCCAAUUAUCACCUGUGCUUAGUCUUAACGUUCCACUGUCACUCAUGCAAGUUCAACAAUAUGCCCGAAUGUUUCACUCAGGAAAAUUCCAAAAGUAUGACUAUGUAAAAAAAGGCAGUAUUCUAAAAUAUUAUCAAGAGCAGCUUCCUUUGUAUAAUCUGACUAACUGUAAGCUUCCUGUGUAUAUGUUUUAUGGUACAUGUGACAUCUUCAUCAAGGAAAAAGCUGUGAAAAAAGUUUUUAAAGAACUUGGGUGCAGCGAAAAAGAAUAUUUUCGGAUACCAAGUGGAACUAACACCAAGAAGUUGAAGUUUGGUCACAAUGAUUAUCUUUUUGCUAAAGAUAUUGAGGAGUUGUUCUACAGGAAUCUCUUACGAGUACUGGAUAAAUUGCAGCCCAAGAAAUAA
This is a messenger RNA of Zophobas morio, 909 nucleotides long. RefSeq names its product gastric triacylglycerol lipase-like. The record is from RefSeq and is a predicted model, not a curated record. NCBI's taxonomy places the organism in Eukaryota, Metazoa, Arthropoda, Insecta, Coleoptera, Tenebrionidae. Gene Ontology annotation, biological process: lipid metabolic process. The coding region runs from base 1 to 909 and encodes 302 amino acids. The transcript has 5 exons.